GUAACAAGCAAUUUCUAAGACAAAGUAUGGGGAUUGUUGGCUAUUUUCUGCCUAUGUUGAUUUGUGCAGCAAUUCCUGUGCAGUCCUUGUCCAGAAAUGCUGAAACUGCACUUUGUCAGACACAAGAGAUGCAAGGACUAUGCGCUUUGUCUGGGAAAUGGAGAAAUCAGCUACAGUCAGAAAUUACAAUAACCUGUAAAAAAGGAACCAUACAAGGUCUAUAUGACAGCACAGUGGGAAAUGGAGCGUACGACCUUGUAGGAAAAUAUCUGCAGGUAAAUGAAACGGAUUAUAUCGUGGGAUGGUCAGUUGCCUAUAAAAAUCAGCACCGUGAUGCCAGAUCUACUGCAAGUUGGACCGGGGUAUUCUACGCCGCUGAAGAUAUAAUCAAGACUCAGUGGAUAAGAGCAGCAUUCAAAAAUCCAGAAGAUUAUUGGUCUACCUUUACAACCAAUCAAGACACAUUCAGCAGGGUACAAUCCCAUCCUUGUUUGCACAACAAUAGGAACUGAUACAUGCAAUAUUACGGUAUACUUCCCUCAACAAGGAAUGAUAACUCUUGACAUUAGCAAUUCCUUUGGCUUACAAUUUACUGAGUAACUUAGAAUUGAAAUUAAUUUUGUAUCAAUAAUAAUAAUUUUAUGGUUUAACAAGCUAAUUCAGAGAAUUUGUGUCCCCCGCUUAAGGGAAAAAAGAAGAGCAUGUGCAGAUCUAAGAGGGGGGUCAGACACCCCCCCCCCCCCUUCCUAGACUUGCAGAAUUAUGAAAUGUAUACAUGUAUGCUGAAGCAAAUAAAAAAUGCCAAUAUGGA
Saccostrea echinata is the source of this 811-nucleotide messenger RNA. RefSeq names its product streptavidin-V2-like. The record is from RefSeq and is a predicted model, not a curated record. Gene Ontology annotation, molecular function: biotin binding. NCBI's taxonomy places the organism in Eukaryota, Metazoa, Mollusca, Bivalvia, Ostreida, Ostreidae. The transcript is spliced from 3 exons. The coding region runs from base 27 to 512 and encodes 161 amino acids.